This is a messenger RNA of Perca flavescens (yellow perch), 708 nucleotides long. Its product is annotated as type-2 ice-structuring protein-like. The transcript has 5 exons. The record is from RefSeq and is a predicted model, not a curated record. The coding region runs from base 16 to 498 and encodes 160 amino acids. Lineage: Eukaryota; Metazoa; Chordata; Actinopteri; Perciformes; Percidae.
UGCAUCAUCUCAACCAUGAAGGUGCUGAUUGUGUCUCUACUGGUCUGUGCCAUGAUGGCUCUGACCAGAGCUGCUGGGAAAAGUCACAUCGUCAAGAGGUCUUCAUCUUGUCCAAGUGGUUGGACUGGCUACAACGGUCGCUGUUUCCUCUACGUUCCAACAGCCAUGACUUGGGCGGAUGCUGAGAAAAACUGUCUGUACCACGGUGGAAACCUCGCAUCAGUGCACAGCUUCGAAGAGCAUCACGUGAUUCAGAGUAUGAUACUGCGGAUCACUCAUAUGUAUCCCCUCACAUGGCUUGGAGGCUCCGAUGCACAACAGGAGGGUUCCUGGUUCUGGAGUGAUGGUACACCUUUUAGGUUCAACUUCUGGUCUCCAGGACAGCCUGAUAAUCGAGGGAAUGCACACUGUCUGUUGAUGAACUUUGGAGAUCAGAAUAAAUUUGACGAUCAGCCCUGCAGUUUCCGCAUGCCGUCCGUCUGUGCUAAAAGGCAAUAACAUGUCUUAGGAUAACAGAGAAACAUGCAUUACCCAUCACAACCACAGGAGUUGGAGUUCUGUGUCUUUAUCAUCUGAAGCCUCUUGAAUCUAGUAAUCCAUACUUUUUCCCUACUUUUUUCAUUGCUUAAAGAAUGUAGCCUUUUAGGCAUUUCAUUCUGAAGACUUAACUGUUUUUUCUUGUCUGAAACAAUUAAAAGGCUCAAGCAU